Molecule: messenger RNA, 1644 nt
Organism: Daphnia magna
Lineage: Eukaryota; Metazoa; Arthropoda; Branchiopoda; Diplostraca; Daphniidae
Exons: 2
Coding region: 1-1644 (547 amino acids)
Source: RefSeq, a predicted model, not a curated record
AUGGAAAAGAACUUCGAAAAGGGCUAUGCAAUUGUGUUGGCACCCGCCGACUACGGCCCACCGGAGUAUUAUCUCGCUCACCACGGAGUGAGAAAAGGUCCGAAGCUACGCGUUGUGUUUGACGCUGCAGCACCGUUCAAGGGAAAGUGCUUGAACGACAGUAUUCUCAGUGGUCCGGCUUUACAAACCCCAUUGCCAUCUGUCAUCUUGAAAUUUCGGGAAGGCGAAAUCGCAUGGGCAGCUGACAUAGAAGCCAUGUUUAGCAGAAUACGACUGAGACCAGAAGACGCACGGUACUUUAGGUUUCUUUGGAAAAGAAACGGGGAGGAGAAAGUGUGCGUGUGUGAGAUGAAGCGGCUACCAUUCGGCGCUACCUGUUCGCCAUUCAUUGCGAUCAGUACCACGCGAAAAAUUGCUGCUGAUCUCAGCGAUGACCCGAAAGUCAUCGAGGCAAUCAACACAAGGAUGUACGUUGACGAUUACCUCAGCUCCGCCAAAACACUGGAGGAAGGUAUUCAAGAAGCAGUAGGCGUUAAAGAAACCCUAGCAAAAGGAGACAUGCACCUUCAAAGCUGGAUCUCCAAUUCCGCAGCUUUUGUGAAAAUCUUAGCACCUACAAGUAAAGGUGUUAGUCAAAGCCCAGCCGAGCUUCCAUUAAGCAAGGACGACUCUGAGAAAGUCCUUGGUGUUUACUGGAACCCGAAUUCGGAUACGCUUAAAUUCAGAGUGAGUGGGCUAGAAGAAAUCACCUACACACGGGUUGGAAUUGCAAGUAAGGUUGCGAGUUUGUUCGAUCCGCAAGGGAUGGCAGCUCCCCUUAUUGUUAAAGCCAAGAUCAAGUUAAGGGAGCUCGGAACAAAAGGGCUUCAGUGGAACGAUCUCGUCAGCAGCGACGACCGUGAUUGGUGGGAAGAAUGGUUUAGCGUCCUACAGCAGCUCAACGACAUCGACAUUCCACGCUGUUUAUUCCCAGAUGAAGAGAAUAUCACCCGAUCGGAACUCCACGCAUUUGGAGACGCAUCGGAAGAAGCGUACGCUGCAGUUAUCUACAUUCGGAAUGUGUGCUCUGAUGGUCGAGUACUAGUACGACACGUGCGGGCGUCAACAAAAUUGGCACCGAAAAGAAGCAUUUCCGUGCCAAAGUUGGAGUUAAAUGCUGCUCUGCAAGCAGCCCGUCUCGCACGCUCAGUGAUCGGAGCAUUCACAAGGAUUCCGCACCGUCGGUAUUUCUGGACCGACAGCAGCACCAUAAGAAAUUGGAUUCGAGCAACCGCGUCCAAAUAUCAGAUGUUUGUCAGUCAUCGGGUUGGAGAAAUCCAAACACUGACUCAACCAGACGAAUGGCGUUUUGUGCCGGGCAAGAUGAACACAGCCGAUAUCGCAACUCGUUCAGCCAUUGAAGAGGAAGCCCUUCCAUCGCGCUGGUGGGACGGACCGAAAUUCCUACAAGACGACGAAGAAACAUGGCCAGCAGAUUUGCCAUGGAUUGCCGUGGUUGAAGAGAUACGGCCGGUGCGAUCACAUCAAGCCACCGUUACUACUUCAACGUUCGAUUGGGAAAGUGUCAAGAUCGGUGUAGAAGACAUUCCGGACUUAGUAAGACUGGAAAAGGUGUUCUACGAUCUCGUUAUGGGCCCAGAUUAA